Molecule: messenger RNA, 2020 nt
Organism: Zophobas morio
Lineage: Eukaryota; Metazoa; Arthropoda; Insecta; Coleoptera; Tenebrionidae
Product: RNA-binding protein Rsf1-like
Exons: 13
Coding region: 874-1695 (273 amino acids)
Molecular function (GO): RNA binding
Source: RefSeq, a predicted model, not a curated record
GUUAUUACUUUAGCCCGUGGUUCUCCCAAAGAUGAAUCGUUUUAUUGAAUGGUUAGUUUCGGAAACUGAACCACACCAACAAGAUGAAUUUAGAUUGCGAUUUAGACGGUUUAAGCAAAAAGUAAAUAGUACGGAAGCUGAAGAAUUAUUUGUUCGGGAUGCUUGUGAAAUUCUUGACCAGUGCAGGGAUCUUAUAAGCCCUCUCUUUGAAUCAUGGAUUGGCACUACGUCAUUUGAGGAAUUCGACCUUGCUUUGGACAACUAUCGACGUAUGCACAGUGGAGGCUACGGGCACAGCCACAACUCACUGCAUGAGGACGCUGAUUUGGAUUCUCGAAUAUUGAGUGAUGGCAAAGGAAGGCCUCUAGUGACUACUUCGAAGACGUUUAACCUGUUUAUUGGUGAUAUGCCUUUAGAAACUACAGAAAAUGAUCUAAGAGCCGUGUCGCUCACUGUGGAAAUAUAGUAAAAGUGCGUUUGCUUCAGAAAGGCCCAAAGCAGUUGUCUUUUGGUUUUGUGCAUUUCUCCGAUAGUACUUCUCUUCAUCGUGCUUUAACAGAGCAGCCCGUCGUUACUUUACACGGGAAGAAGUGUCGUUGUGGGCCUAGUCAAGAGCGCGUUACCUUGUACUUGUCCAAUAUCCCCCAGCAGGCUACUCAGCGCGACGUUCUAUUGUGGCUCGAGAAACAUCUCGGAAAGGGGUCAGUGGUCUCAGUUGACAUCAAGUGCGGUCCCCCCCCCGAGUUCCUUUCGAGGCAAUUCGGUUUCGUGCAGUUUAUUGAUCAGACCACAUGCGAGACUGCCCGGAGGCGAUUCACUUCGGAGAGCAUACGCCUUUUUGAUCAGCUGAUAAAUGUUGCUCCUGCCGACAAUAUGACCCCCGACGAGGACACACUUCUGAACGUGAAGACCAUGUUCCUGACAAAUGUGGCUUCAGAUGUGUCCGAGUCAACCAUACGGGAUGCCUGCGAGAAAUACGGUAGCCUUCACAAAAUCAACUAUGCCCGACGCGACAAGGGGUUCGUUUAUGUCGAGUAUAACAAUCGCAAUGACUGCUUGAGGGCCAUUGACAAUCUGCACAACACCAAGUUGGGGUCGCAGUACAUUACCACGGCUCUGGCUAAGCCCAAAGUCAAGACCCCGCUUGGGUUAACGCCCUCUGACUCCCGCUUGGCUGGCACUCUUCCAUAUGGCGCGAGGGUCAGAGGCUACGGUCGAGGCGCCGAGCUGAUGGGCACUACUCUACUGCCCUUUGGAGCGGCCAUGGGCAGUUACGGUCGUAGUGUUGGCGGGGCUGUCGGGGCGUCCGUCAUCGCCGACAGAGGGUACGCUCGAAGGUUAGACUCUCGCCCCCAGCCGUAUGAUAUUCGUAGUAGGUGUGUUUUGUAUCAGUCUAUUCCAGUCUUUCCAGUUUAUUUCCUGUUCUUGCGUUACUCAAAUUUUAGCCGUUAUAGCACUCGCACUGACAGAUCUGAUAGAACUACAGAUAGGGAAAAGCGCUCUUAUACUAGCAGCACCCGUUCCCGCGAUGCCCUGACACCGUCGAGUUAUAGGGAGUGGGACGGUGUCUACGACUACACUCGCUAUGAGCCCUCUUAUGUGCACGCCGCGGCAGCUGUAUCCGGCGCUUACGAUUCGAACGCGUAUGCGCACCUUCAAGCCUAUUACAGUAAUCCGAGUUACAAGACGCAUUGAGGCCUGCCGUCUCCCCUCUUCUGAUUGUGGCAUGGCCGACUCCCGCUCCCGUUUAGUGUAAAGGGACUUUUUGAAGCCGUCAGUAAGCAACCUGCGUUGGUUUGGCUUUUUAAUUUUGGUACUACGUAAUCGCUAUUUAUUUCUCGACGGCCCCGUUUUGGGGUUCCUGUUUGUAGCCAUUUUAACUUAUUUGGCGUUAAUACUUAUGGCGUCGACCUGCGUGUUUCUACUGUCACGCAGAUCCAGUUGUUUAUAUUUGUAUUGUUUUGAAUAUGAUAUAAAUUUUUUAUUAAGUUAGGUUUAGCAUAGUCUUCCCAUGAGCGCG